Molecule: messenger RNA, 3372 nt
Organism: Zophobas morio
Lineage: Eukaryota; Metazoa; Arthropoda; Insecta; Coleoptera; Tenebrionidae
Product: kanadaptin
Exons: 6
Coding region: 183-2084 (633 amino acids)
Molecular function (GO): protein binding; mRNA binding
Source: RefSeq, a predicted model, not a curated record
GAUGCACGGACCAAUCAGAAACAAACAUCAGCGGGGACACCAACAUGACUCAUUUUAACUCCCCAGAAGAAAUAAAAUUAUAAAGUGAGGUUAUACCUAUUUAUUUACGUUUCUUGCAAGCAAACGGGUGUAAAAAAGCACAAAAACACAUUUCCACAUCAAUCGUAACAACUUAAGACGCAAUGGACGCAGAAGACACGGAAGCCCCAAAAGACGAAAAGAAGGAGUCGCCGUUCAAAAAACCAAUGCUAGUGGGUAAAAUCGGAAAGUUGCCCAAGAAACUGAAAACUCCGGCGCCCCCUUUGACGAUUCCUGAGCCCGUGGAAGCCCCCCCUGAUAUCACCAUAGUGGAACCAGACACCCCAAAGCCACCAGAAAACAGAUCGUUGCCCUAUGAAGAGCCCCCGUGGUCCGCAUUACCACAGGCGUCUCACGAAUAUAAUUUAGAAGUUUUAAAAAGUGGCGCCAUUAUAGAGACUAUAAAUGUAAUGGAAAAAGCAUUUUGGGUGUUCGGACGUUUAACCAAUUGCGAUGUUUGUAUGCAACACCCAACGAUAUCAAGGUACCAUGCGGUGUUACAAUACCGGAAAGCCGAAACUGCUGAUAAAACAGGUUUCUACAUUUAUGAUUUAGAGAGCACACAUGGUACGUUUUUGAACAAGAGGCGGAUUAAACCCAGGAGUUACGUCAGAAUGAACGUUGGCCACAUGCUAAAACUCGGCUGCAGCACCCGCACCUACAUUCUCACCGGCCCCGACGAAGACACCGAAGAAGAAUCCCCACUAACAGUCACCGAACUAAAACAAAAACGAGAGCAAGAACUGCUGCAGCGCCAACUCGACAAAGCAAAAGAAGAAGAACGACGAAAAAGAGACGAAGACAGAGGAAUCGACUGGGGAUUGGGCGAAGACGCCGACGAGGAGACCGACUUGACCGAAAACCCCUUCGCCCAAACCAACAACGAAGACCUCUACCUCGAGAACCCGAAGAAGGCGUUGCGCGGUUUCUUCGAGAGGGAGGGGUUGGAGCUCGAGUACGACUGCACGGAGCAGGGGAUUGGUCAGUUCGUUUGUAAGGUGGAGCUUCCGGUGGACGACGAAGUGGGGCGACCGAUCUUCGCGGAGGUGUUUCACAAGGGGAAGAAGAAAGAGGCGGUGAUUCAGUGUGCGUUGGAGGCGUGCCGAAUUCUGGAUAGGCACGGAUUGCUGCGGCAAGCCACUCAUGAGUCGAAGAAGCGGAAGCCGAAGAAUUGGGAAGAAAACGACUUUUAUGACAGCGACGACGACACGUUUCUGGAUCGGACUGGAACUGUAGAAAAGAAGAGGGAGAAGAGGAUGAGUGCGAAAGUGCCGCAAAAGGCGGAGACUUACGAGAGUUUGAUGGAAAAAGAGAAGAGUAUAAGUUCGGGGAUCAGGAAACUCGAAGCGGAGAUUGCCGAUUCGCAACGAAAGUUAGCUUCUUUGGAUGCGUCGUCUUCUGCUGAAGUCGAUCCUCUGGAUUCGUUCAUGAUGGAGCUGAAGCAGUCCAAACCGAGCAAACAAACCGUGAAUAAACUUAAAGCCGAUCUGGUGAAGCUUAAGCAAGAACAUGCCAAUGUUAUUAAGUUGGUGAAUAUUGCAAGGCCUGCGUCUUUACCGCCUCUGGUGGCUGAAUACGCAACUACCAGUGUUAAGAGUCUCCAGGUGGAAAAUAAGGCAUUACCGGUGUUCGGCAAACGCAAGAAAAUUAAAGUUCAAUUGUCUGUCAAUAAACAAAGCGUGGAAGAACAGCACGCAAACAACGAAGACGAGGAAGAAGAAGAAGAAGAAGAGGAAGAAGUAGAGACUAAAAAAGAAACACUGCCGACGAAAAUGGUAACGCAAGAGGAAAAAGAAGCUCGCGAGACGAAAGACGAAACUGAAGCCAUCGCGAAGCGACGAAGGAAGAAUCAAAGGAGGAUACAACAGAAGCAAGAGCGGGCUGAAAGUGAGAAAAGAAAAGGCUACGAGGAAGAUGCCAGUAAAGAAGACUACAACAUGUGGGUGCCCCCUACUGGUCAAACGGGCGACGGAAGAACAGCCCUGAACGAAAAAUAUGGAUACUAACUCAAAAAUAAACCCUUUUAUUAAAUUUAAAAAACUUUAUUGAUAAAACGUGAAAAGUUGAACACAAUCAGACGCUCAAACACAGCCACUUACCACGAAAAAAGGUACAUUGGUACUUUGUACUUAUCAAACCCUAUCUCUAAAAACCAUAGCCGUUUUCCCUUUCGGGGCUAAAAUAAACUCGUACUGGAUCUCGAGCUCCUUUUGAGCCACAAACUCAAAACUACUGACGGUGUGCUGGAGCAGUACCGGCAAAAUGUGCUCGAUGAGUCGUUUUCCAGGGCACACUCUGCGACCGACGCCGAACGGAAUCAACAAAAACGGAGCGUUGUGAUUGGUUUCUUCCCCCAGCCACCGUUCUGGCUUAAAAGUGGCUGCGUCUUUGAAAUUUCGUUCGUCGCGGCAGGCGAUGCCGAAAUGACAGACGACGGGAGUCCCGGCCGGCACCCGAUACCCCCCGAGCUCCAUUUCUUCAUCUAGAAUCCGAGCUAGACAGUUGGCAGUGGGGCACAGCCGGAAACACUCAGUCAUGCAAGCCUUGGAGUAUCUCGGGUCAUCCAUGAUCCUCCUCUGCAAGUCCGAAUCCCUCCCCACCAAAUACAACAAAAACAACAAACUAUUCUUCAGGGUGUGAAUCCCCGCCGACAUAAAAUCUAUAAUAGCAGCAGUCUUCUCUUUCUCGUCGAGAUCAGCCUUGAGGAUGGCUUGAAAGACCUCACUGUCUUUGGUACUGUCAUUCGCGGACUUGAUGAGUUCCAUCGCCAGGUCGUAGAUGGCCUCUUCGCUCUUGACCAGCCGGUUGUAGCACGAGGUCGGUAAAACCCUCCAGAACGGGAUCCCGUAGUGGGUGUCUCUGGUGGCGAUGAAGUGCUGGCGCACGGCCUCGGCCAGGUUUCUACCCACGUCGGAUUCGCCGCCCGGCAGCAGGAAGCCCAUUCGGCGGCCGAGGAUCAAAGCGCACGUGAUUUCGAGGCCUAGGCGGUCGGCGAUGUCGUCUAGGUUGGAGACCAGGCCGGAGCUGUCGCGGGAUUGCUUGAGCAGGUUGCACCAGUCGUCGGCGAUCUCGCGCACGGACGGCAGGAAGGAGGAGAUGGUUUUGGGGCUGGUGAAGACGGGGGUGAGGGUGGUGCGGAGGUGGUGCCAGGCUUCGCCUGAAAAAACAGUAGUUUUACGCACAAAAAUAAUUAUUCGAUGUGAGGGUUUUAGUAAACUUCCACGUUUUAAUUGUGUUUUUGUCAUAAACAUGCACUGUCUGACGAGACUCAAGAAAAUAAACAUCACCUCAACA